Messenger RNA from Phaeodactylum tricornutum CCAP 1055/1, 639 nucleotides. RefSeq lists its product with no specific name. The annotation marks the transcript as partial. The transcript has a single exon. Lineage: Eukaryota; Bacillariophyta; Bacillariophyceae; Surirellales; Neidiaceae. The record is from RefSeq and is a predicted model, not a curated record. Gene Ontology annotation, molecular function: ATP hydrolysis activity; ATP binding.
CGUACACUAUUCCGUAAUCGUUCGCUGACCAUAAACAGAGGCGAUCUGAUUCUUAUUACGGGUCCAUCCGGAGUUGGAAAAUCUCAAUUUUUGCGUUUACUAGCCGGAUUGGUUCCGUUAGAAGGAGAGCCAUCCAGCGUUACUGGAGGCACUACUUCCGAUAUUCAACUACACAGUGUUUCCUUUCGUGAUCAUGACGUCCCUUUAUGGAGACAAAAGGUACGGUACGUGAAUCAAGCCAAAACGGACAUUUCGGGCACCCCGAAGGAUUGGUUGGCCCGCAUGACUACUUUUCAAAGCUACCGCGGUGACGACGAGAAGGCAACCACUACCACUCUUUCCUCUCGGUGCCAGCAAGUGAUCGCAACGACCGCACAAUGGCUGCGAACCUGGGACAUGGACGUGUCUUUGUUGGAUCAGGACUGGAAGGCCUUGUCGGGAGGUGAAUCGCAGAGAGUCGGGAUCGCGAUCGCGCUGGCGUCCCAACCGGAUGUUUUGUUACUGGACGAGGCGACGGCCGCAUUGGAUGGCGUCGCGAAACAAAAAGUUGAAGCCUCGUUAGUACAAGUCCUCAAAGACGUGACGGCGCACAUGAGCAUUGUUUGGAUUACGCACGAAUCGGAGCAAAUUGGGCGACUG